UAAAAGACCAAAUGUCUUAGACGUCAACACCAGCUAAAAACAGCAACAACCACAAUCGCACAACCGCAACAACCGUAGCUGUGGAUUUGCCACAGUCAACCAGCCAGCCAGCCAGUCAGUCGAAAUACAGCGAAAAGAGAGCGAGAGCAUACAAUAACAUAAACUUCGCACAGAGCUUCUCCAUGGCUGUUCUUUUUUUUUUCAAAAACCUAGCGAUUUGUAAGAUACGUAGAUAUAAGAAGAAUAAAUGUUGCCGUCAAAUCCGGUGUGACACCCACUGGGACCCUUACGGUUUCACAACUGCAUCCUACUGUUCUCACCAGUAAAGUUUCUGGCUACGGCAGAUAAUUACCGAUAUCUUGAGUCCAAAAAAAUUGAAAUAGAGCCCAACUACAAUGUCUUUAAUAUCUUCUAUUUUAGGCAUGCAAACACACACGCGCUUAGAGAACAUCAUUAAGGAGUUUUACAAAAAUUGUGUGUGUUUUUUAAACCACAUGUCCUCGAUAGCCUAUUCCAUGUCCUCGAUAGCCUCACGAAUUCCUUCUUUGAGGUCUUGAAUCACAGCCGAACUGUUGGGCCCAAAUGAAGAAGUAGCAAGGUGUUAAAUUAUCACAAGAUCUCGGGGGACAAUUGCGAUCACGUCUUCAUGGAAACUAUUAGUUGCUUGUAAAGAAACGUUGUCCCGUCGUUUAUCCGAGACCGACCAAAAACAAAUUAUUAACCAUCUCUCAACCCCACCAAACAGGUCACACCGUGCGGAGGGAAAGGCAUCUCAACAUUUUGGUUUUUCCUAGCCCCAGAUGUGAAAAAUUUCGCUAGUUGCGUAUCCAUCGUGGUAGAAAUGGUGUCAUUAGUUGAGAUGAGGUUUGAGGGAAUUCCAGGUAAUUUUCAUGCAUUUCAAGGACACAAUCCUCAAAGAUACGAUAAUGUUAAUGAUUUUUGAUGCCCAAUUUCAAAGAACGAUGAGGUAUGGGCAUACCUGGGUUCUCUACAACACUUUGAAAUGCAGCAGCAAUAUUCUAAGAUUUCUUGAACAACGUGUACGUGGCUUAUUUUUCACACAACAAACUUGUUCCCAAAGCUCGUGUUUUCGAUCAAUUUAUGUAUUGAGUUCCAACAAGGUGCUUUGCGAUGACCCAAAAAUUAUUGAGUUCUCAAUUUAGCUGCCAUACAACGCGUCAUAUCUUCAUGAAAAUGUGUCCAGAUAUCUAUAGAUCCCAUGUAUAUAUGAUUCAUCCGAUUCAAUAUUUAAGUCCUCAUAGCCGCAAUAUGCACUCUACAGCAAUGGCAUUUGUUAAAAGAUAUUAGAAACACCCCACAUAUAUACAUAUUUCCCUCUGAUUUGAUGCAAAUUAUAUACCAACUAGGCUAUGAUCGUCUGCAAGACUAGACGUUGGAAAACUACACCAUUUAUAUGCUUCUCCCGAUUUGAUGUUUAGGGCAUACUCAAAGUUAUGAGAGGAAACAUGCAGCACGAAAGAUCCGUCAAAUUAAGUUCAAAUCGAUACAUGCAUAGCUUUUGAUCACCUUAGAAAUCCCCAAAGUGCCCAAACUUCCAAUUUAAAAAGUAGUUACAUGGCGAUAUUUGUCAUUCCACCCAUAAUUUUCUGUUUUCCUUUGAAAAUUUAAAGUUCCUUUGACCUAAUAUUAAAUCCUGCAGUAUUUGAAUGAAAUAAUUGGAAGUAUGACAACCACCGGAAACACUGAAAUUCGAAAGAAAGACACGGCCCAACAUGGGGAGUAUCUUAUUGAGGAUUUUUUACACAACAAAGAUGUAGCGCCGUGGUUCCGAGGCACUUCCAUCUUUCACUUGAGGGGUGCCAAUCAGCUUUUUAAUGCGAUUCGCGACGACACGGAACAGAGGACGACCCAUCGCGUGAAAACAUGCUUGAGUUUAAUUGGCCUGGAACCCAUACCAUCGUCGAGGGAUCUCAAACUUAUUAUGGGCAUGAGUCGUGGCAACGAUUUAGCCUUUCUGUGGUUUCUAAUGGAAAGGCACUACCGAAACCCAAAUCCUAAAUUUUACAAUCUGAAUGAGCAACUGAUUUGUUCCGCUAUAUGUCAUUUGGAUAUGAUUACAACUCUUCGAGAAUUGGAUAGAAUCCUACCCAUAGGCAGAACAAAAAAUGACGACAAGAAUAUAAGGGAAUGUGGUAUUUCAGACGAAGGACACUGUGCUGGGGAAGACAAAUCCACAUGCGGAAAGUUUGCAAACCCUCAACAAUGUGGCCAACUUCCAAACAAGUCACAAGAAAGGAAUACAUCAGAGUAUGGCCAAAAGAAAGAAAAUUCCCAAUCGGCACAUAGAUCCGGUCGUAAGUACAUUCUGCCAUAUUUCGAGAAAUCAAUGAGGCCCCGGCCCUAUGGCAAACCUCUAACAAUGGACAUGCCGAAUUUCAAGGUGCAAUUUAGAACAUAUGCAAAGUAUGCGGACCCAAACCAUACCGCCUACAACGAGAGCAAUCGAUGGUUUGCCGAUUACGACUUUAAUCCCGGCCGGCGAGUGGCCUAUCAGAUUAUCCAAAAUGCCAUCGCUAAUCUUUUUGAAAACUUCAAUGCCGUUGGUUUGAAAGAGGAGACCGUAAAUGUUCUCUGCGGCCAUCAUAAGAUAAUCAACGAAAUCCGCGAACAGCACAUGCAUGAACACGCAGUACAACUCAGGGACCGGUGUCUUCAAAAAUACUUCGGAAAUAGAAUCCAAAUGGUCCAGAAUCGCAGGGAGCUUGUAAAAUUGUCGCUUCGGAAGACAAUUGAAGCAGAACUAUCCAGGAUGCAAAAACAAUCUUCGACCCAUGGAAAACAGUCUUGGCUGGCCGCAAUUACUAGCGCGUGUGAUAUGGUAGACGUGAAUAUGGCGGAGGAAUGCGGGAAAUGCUGUCCAAAAUCAAAAAUUGACAUUGGCAAGCCAACAGGUAGCGCUGUGAAAACCCUAAUUUUAGAGCAAACCAAUUUAGAUAGACCCCACGUAGACUUGUUUAUACAUGGAAAAACACCAUCGCAACUCUCUAUAUUCACCAGCAAAUAUAUGAAAAAUUAUGAUUUUAGUCGUGUUGGUGAUACUCCCAAGGCCUCGCAGACAUUCUUCUGUAGCCCCACGGAACACAAACCAUUUAUCUUUGACUAUAGGAAAAUAUUUCAGAGCAAAGCCAGAACACGGAAUGGAGAUUGGGUUAAACAGGCAUUCAUUGAGGCCUUGAAUCAAGACUUGUGCCUGCUGAACGAUCUCCGAGAAGCUGCUUCGGAGCUCGAAAUUGCUGCCAGUCAAUGUGCCACCAAUAUUUGGCAAAGAAAGCUACAGAAAUGCAACAACGAACUCAAACGUUCAGAAAAUCGGUUGUCAUCCUGGCCACUGCCUCAUUAUCCGCCCGAUGGAGAAUAUGAUGUCGAAGACAGAGCUCUCAUGGAUAAAAUGCUGGCCGAUGCAUUCGAAUACAUGCGAAGAGAUCCCAAGUUUGUUUUGGCCCAACUACCCGAAGCACAUAAACUUCCAAUGUUGAGAGAGUGGCUGGGCCGUCGAUUUGGAAAAGUGUACACUACCAAAGACCGCUACGAUUCAUAUCGUUAUUCCUUGAAGGUUUUCCAUGCCCUCGACCGGAUGUCAUUUGACUUCCCCACGCCUACUUCUGCACAGAUUGGCCAACACCACUUUGUCACCUACAAUUGCAAGAAGUAUUUGGGACGGAAGGUUAAUGUCAUUAAACGUCAUUUUUUUCGACGCUUAGACAACGCAAUAAUGCGGCAAAGCCGGACUUACUGGUUUGCCAUGCGUGGCUAUCUAUGUUCUGGUCCAGGUCCGCCGCGACAAACCUUUUUCGCCUAUAUGCCAUCUCGUCUGAGAGACAUACAAAGAUUUCGCCUGUGGAAACGAUCCGAGCAUAGGCCAGACAAGGCUGCAUGGGAUAAUAGAACCAAGGCCAAUAGAAGUGCAAAAUCAGCCAUUUGAAGUCAGGUGUUAAAAUCAUUAGCGUUAAUGCGUGUUCUUUCGAUUUGUAUUUUAAUGAAAAAAUGCAAAUAAAAUAUUAAAUGCAAAUUAA
Messenger RNA from Musca domestica (house fly), 4034 nucleotides. RefSeq lists its product as uncharacterized. Lineage: Eukaryota; Metazoa; Arthropoda; Insecta; Diptera; Muscidae. The transcript is spliced from 3 exons. The coding region runs from base 1685 to 3943 and encodes 752 amino acids. The record is from RefSeq and is a predicted model, not a curated record.